CGGGAGCCGGUGGUGCGUGUGUUCAGUGCCGUGACGGGGGAGACCCUCUCAGUCUUGGGCACUGUGUUUCUCCUGAGUACGUCUGUGGCCAGGCUCAUGACCCUGGUGUCCCAGCAGUGUGGGCUUCCCGUCAGCUCCUUCAGGCUGAGCUCUCCCACCGGCCUGCAACUCUACGACUGCAACAGGCUGCACGACUACGCCAUUGACCUGGGGGCUACUCUACGGUUGGACACCUGGGAUGGGUGGGCGGAGUUCCUCAGAGGCUGCUUCCUGGGACACAGACUGACCGUCCAACGACACCUGUCUAGAGAGAGACCUGUGAUGAGGUUCCAGCUCCGGAUGGCACUCUACAUCGCUGCUUCUCUGGGCCACCUGGACCUGGCCGGCUGGCUGCUGGAGAGGGUGCGUGUCAUUGAGCCGGUGGGGGUUCACCCUUACCGUGAGUGGUGCCACCAGACGGCCCACCCGGCCGUGCCCGCUGUCGCCUCCAUCGGCGCGGCCAGCUCACCAUCCUCAAACUCUUUAUCGCCAGCAGCGUUCUGA
Molecule: messenger RNA, 543 nt
Organism: Oncorhynchus gorbuscha (pink salmon)
Lineage: Eukaryota; Metazoa; Chordata; Actinopteri; Salmoniformes; Salmonidae
Product: protein ANKUB1-like
Exons: 3
Source: RefSeq, a predicted model, not a curated record